Tyto alba (common barn owl) is the source of this 2065-nucleotide messenger RNA. RefSeq names its product CWC25 spliceosome associated protein homolog (gene CWC25). The transcript is spliced from 10 exons. The coding region runs from base 72 to 1322 and encodes 416 amino acids. NCBI's taxonomy places the organism in Eukaryota, Metazoa, Chordata, Aves, Strigiformes, Tytonidae. Gene Ontology annotation, biological process: mRNA splicing, via spliceosome. The record is from RefSeq and is a predicted model, not a curated record. Gene Ontology annotation, cellular component: U2-type spliceosomal complex.
CGCCGUGAUGACGCAGCCCCAGGCCCGGUAGCGGCGGCGGAGGGGAAGGGCGCGUUCAUCCGGCCGCCGCGAUGGGGGGAGGCGACCUGAACCUGAAGAAGAGCUGGCACCCCCAGACCCUGCGCAAUGUGGAGAAGGUGUGGAAAGCCGAACAGAAACAUGAGGCCGAGAGGAAGAAGAUCGAGGAGCUGCAGCGGGAGCUGCAGGAGGAGCGAGCGCGGGAGGAGAUGCAGCGAUACGCUGAGGACAUGGGCACUGUCAGGAAAAGAGAAGAAAAGUUGGAGUGGAUGUACCAGGGUCCUGGAGGCAUGGUGAACAGAGAGGAAUAUCUUAUGGGUCGCCCUGUGGACAAAUAUGUCUUUGAGAAGACAGAAGACAAGGAUGCAGGCUGUUCCAAUGAGACAGGCCUUCUCCCAGGCUCCAUCUUCGCCAAGUCGGGUGCCAAUUCUGUCCUAGAUAUGGCAAACAAAAUCCGGGAGGAUCCACUGUUCAUGAUAAGAAAGAGGGAGGAGGAAAAAAAGAGAGAAGUCUUGAAUAAUCCUGUUAAAAUGAAGAAAAUCAAAGAAUUGCUGCAAAACAGUUUAGAUAAAAAAGAGAAGAAGAAGAAGAAAGAGAAGAAGAAGAAGCACAAGAAACAUCGACAUCGUAGUUCUAGCAGUGAAAGCGACAGCAGUGAUGAGGAGCGGAGCAAAAAUAAGUCUCAGAAGAGGAUGAACAGUUCUUCCUGGAAACCUGCAUCUUCUAAAGUCCCAGGAUAUGGCUUACAAUUUAGAGACUCUGACCAGAGCCACAGGUCUCGGAGCUCUCCAGCUGCUGGCCAGGAGAGGGCCCCCCACAAGCACCGGGAUCGCUCCAGGUCCAGGAGCCAGUCCCGCUCUCCUCAGAGACGCUCUAGCAAGAAGAAUUCAGAACAAUCUGGAUGCAGGGGGUCACGAUCUCCUCCUAGACACAGUAAACAACAUAGCAGUCGGGAGGAGAAAGGGAAAGCUAGAAGCCCUUCCCCUAAAAAGAGCUAUCGACGACAGCAUGCUCCAGGCUACACAAGAAAGAUCUCUCCAGAGGAACUAGAGCGUAAACGCCAGGAAAUGGUGGAUAAUGCCAAGUGGCGCGAAGAGGAGAGAGCAAACAACCUCAGGAAACACCGAAAGGAGGAGGAGCUGGAGCGAGAACUGGAGAAACUCGACUCCCGAGAUGGGAAGUUCUUCAAUCGCUUAAAACUAGAGAGUGCAUCUACGUCCACGCUAGAAGAUCGGGUGAAACGCAACAUCCACUCCCUUCAGAGAACUCCCGCUGCCUUGGAAAAAAACUUUAUGCAGAGAUGAAACUUGUUCUCCCUCUGCUCCUGUGCAGAAGUUAAACGGAUGCUUAUUCCCAAAGGUGAGAGACCUCCAGCACAGCCUCACUGCUCUCUCCAGGAACAGCUGCCGUCUCCCAAAGAGGCGCUGGAUUUCUGUGCUGCAGCCCGCAGCGCGUUCUGGACUCCUGGCGUUGUGAAUACAUUUGUAAUGAGUAGGACCUUGCAAGCAAACCUUUGCUGGAGAACUCGUGAGCCUUUGUAUUCUCUUUUUAAUGUAUUGACAGAGCUUUUCCUUCUCUCUCCACCUUGACUGGUAUCACUGUUGUAUAUUGCCGUUACCAAAUUAUGCCAGGUGGAAACUGCUUUCUACAUCGGGCAGAUUGUCCGAGCUCUUUAUAUGACAGAGCAAAACACCUAUUUUUGUUAGUCCUUAACAGUCAGAGCAGAACAAAUUCACAUGUGAAUUCAUUUCAUGGAAUUUGAUAAAGCUACACAAGUAACAGCCAAAAUCCUGUUCAGUACUGUCACCGUUGCAGGUUUGGGUUUGGAGGGUGAUGUUAGACGAGUCUGCACAAUAUCUGUAGCCGUUAUUUGAUUGCUCACAGAUUUGAAUGAUGUUUGACCCAAAGGAAGCUGCUUCGAAGGGAAAGGAAAUGAGCAGAGCAUAGCUGACACAGCAAAUAUUUCUCUGGGAUUUUGUAAUGUAAGUAAUGUGUAUAUGUACAGCAGCGUAGAUUUUUUUUUUUUUUUUAAGAAAUUUUACUGUCA